AUGGCGCGGCGGCCUUGCUCCCCCCGCACGGGCGAGCUCGGCGCCGCAGCGGCCCGCAGGCGAGCUCCGCUCUCCCUCCGCCGCGAGCUGCGGCGGCCUUCCUCCCCCUCCCUUCCUCCCUCCGUUCCGGCGGCCUUCCUCCCUCCGCUCUCCCUCCGCCGCGAGCUGCGGCGGCCUUCCUCCCCCUCCCUUCCUCCCUCCGUUCCGGCGGCCUUCCUCCCCCUCCCUUCCUCCCUCCGCUCUCCCUCCGCCGCGAGCUGCGGCGGGCCUUGCGGGCCAUGGCGGGCGAAGGCGAAGGCCCGCGCGCACCGGCGAGGCAGGCGCGGAGGCGGCCAUGGCUCGGUGGAGCUCCCUCCCCGGAUCCGCGCGCCGCCCACCCUCCCCUCCAUCUCGAGCCGGCGAGCGGUGGGCCUGGCGGGGAACGCGCCGCACCGAAGGCCCCUCCUCCCCGGCUCACUGCCUUGGGUGGGCGCCGAGCUCGCCGCCCCGUCCCCCGCGCGGGGGGCGAGCUCGGCGCUGCAGCGGCCCGCAGGAACUGUAAAACGUGUAGAGAGCGCGAUCCAGAGUCCACUGCGGAGAGCCUCAGAGUUGCCGACACAAUGGGUGUCAGUUGAAGUAGCUCUUGCUUCCGUGUACAAGCUCAAGUAA
Panicum virgatum (switchgrass) is the source of this 648-nucleotide messenger RNA. RefSeq names its product verprolin-like. The coding region runs from base 1 to 648 and encodes 215 amino acids. The transcript is spliced from 3 exons. The record is from RefSeq and is a predicted model, not a curated record. Lineage: Eukaryota; Viridiplantae; Streptophyta; Magnoliopsida; Poales; Poaceae.